Molecule: messenger RNA, 2007 nt
Organism: Syngnathus acus (greater pipefish)
Lineage: Eukaryota; Metazoa; Chordata; Actinopteri; Syngnathiformes; Syngnathidae
Gene: asl
Product: argininosuccinate lyase
Exons: 15
Coding region: 478-1812 (444 amino acids)
Cellular component (GO): cytosol
Molecular function (GO): argininosuccinate lyase activity
Source: RefSeq, a predicted model, not a curated record
GAUAAUAUCCCAGGAUGCAUUUGGCCACAACAAGCAAGCAGCUGUGCCAUCAGUUUCCAACUGGCUUGACCGGUGAUGUCACAUGUUUGCUGUACGGAUUUAAUUUAUUGACCAUUCUAUAUCUACUUGGACUUAUUUCUUUAUGUCGACCAUCAGUCCAUCGCCCGAAGACUUCUCAGGAAAAAAAUUUCAUUGCGGCGAGUUUAGUUUUCAGUACUAGCUACAAGCGUUCUGGUAAAAACAAAAACCAAAACGUCCGUAAAGUUUCACAGCAGGAGCCGUGAGUCAAAAGAUACGAAAGUUUUUUUUUUUUCUACACCUUUUCCUUUCUCUUCCUCAUUCGUUGUGAACAAGUCAAACCAGUUUAGCUCAUUUAUCGGUUCCUAUUGACCCCGAGAAUUCCACUGUGUUCCGAAAUGACAGCUGAGGGGUCCAAGCUGUGGGGGGGGUCGUUUUGUGGGCGCCAUCGACCCAACGAUGGAGCGCUUCAACGCGUCGGUGUCGUACGACAAGAGGAUGUGGGACGCCGACCUGAGAGGCAGCAAAGCCUACGCCAAGGCUCUGCACCGGGCCCAGCUGCUCAGCGCUGACGAGACGGAACAGAUCCUGCAAGGCCUGGACCAGGUCAGCGAGGAGUGGCGCAAAGGCACCUUCGUGCUCAAAGACGGCGAUGAAGACAUCCACACUGCCAAUGAACGCAGACUUAAGGAGCUGAUUGGCCCUGCUGCAGGGAAACUGCACACGGGCAGGAGCAGGAACGACCAGGUGGUGACUGACAUGCGUUUGUGGCUGCGUGACGCCAUCGCCACGCUGACGAACGAGGCCCUCCUCCUCAUCUCCGCCAUGGUGGAGCGCGCCGCAGCAGAGAUAAAGGUCCUGUUUCCUGGUUACACCCACAUGCAGCGAGCUCAGCCAAUCAGAUGGAGCCACUGGAUGCUGAGUCACGCCGUGGCUUUGCAGCGGGACGUGGAGCGGCUGCGGGAGAUCAGCAAACGUGUCAACGUCUUGCCCCUUGGCAGCGGCGCCAUCGCCGGAACGCCCUUCGCCAUCGACAGGGAGCUUCUGAGGAAAGAGUUGUUUUUCGACGAGGUCAGCCUGAACAGUAUGGAUGCCACCGGCCAGCGAGACUUUGUCGCCGAGUUCCUGUUCUGGGCCUCGCUGUGCGCGACUCAUCUGAGUAAGGUGGCUGAGGACCUCCUGCUCUAUAGCACCAAAGAGUUCUCCUUCGUCACACUCGCCGACGCCUACAGCACGGGCAGCAGCUUGAUGCCCCAGAAGAAGAACGCCGACAGUCUGGAGCUGAUCAGGAGCAAGGCGGGACGAAUCUUUGGCCGAUGCACAGGCUUCAUGAUGACGCUGAAGGGCCUUCCCAGCACCUACAACAAAGACCUGCAGGAGGACAAGGAGGCCAUGUUCGAUUGCUACGACUCCAUCCUGGCCGUCCUCCAGGUCACCGCUGGUGUCAUCUCCACGCUGAAGAUCGACGCCGGCGCCAUGCAGGCGGCGCUCAGUGCCGACAUGCUGGCUACCGAUCUGGCCUACUACCUCGUGAGGAAGGGGGUGGCCUUCAGGGAAGCUCACGCACUGGCGGGCAAAGUGGUUUUCACGGCCGAAUCCAAAAAGGUCCCAUUGAACCAGUUAGCCAGCGAGGACCUCAAGGCCAUCAGCCCGCUGUUGGAAGGCGACGUGGCGUCGGUGUGGGACUACGAGUCCAGCGUGGAGCAGUACAGCGCCCCGGGCGGCACGGCCGAGAGCAGCGUGCGCGCUCAGGUAGAACACCUACGCGCCUGGAUGGCACUGCAGAAAACGUAAACGCUGCACCGGCACUCUCACCUCAAUUAGUGAAGCAAAAUCAAACAUGAAAAAGUAGGUUUAUGCCAGAAAAGUCUUCACUUGGUAUCAGUUGAAUGAAUCAAAGCAAAGCCCAUUGAUGAACUCUUUGGUCCAAUGACUGUCUGUGUGGUGUACCUAAUAAAAUGACUAUUAAAGACUAUUAGACUUUCUCAA